AUGGACCCCGAGUAUGUCUUAUGCAAUUGGAAAGGCCACUUUUGGCCAGCAAGGGUUUCGUCCAGAUCUGGAACCUCACCAAAAAAUAAGAGGAAAAAGCCAUGUUCUCUACAAGUUGAAAUACUCUCAGUAGGCAAAAAAGUUAAAGUGAACAGCAGAGAAGUAAAGGCCCUAAGUGAGUCUCAAAUUGAGUCCAUUUCCUCCUCGAUCAUGGCCCGAUCAAAGGCCAGCCUCCCAGCAGGACAGAGAGUGGCCUACAGAAGCGCUCUUACACUGGCACUGGAGAUCCUGAAAGAGAGAGCAAAGUUGGGCCCAUCAAGAGCAUCAGAUGACCCAGAGAUGACUACAAUGUCUCAAAAGGGACCACAAAAGCGAUCUCAUAAAAGGUACCGGAAGCCCCAUGGGAACUCACCGAGGUGUCUUAGCAAAAGGAAAGCCCCCAAAUCACUGUCAGGCCAUUCAGAGGGUGAGGACACCCCUGAUAGUGACAGACCACAGGCACACACAGCUGCUGCUCCUGUUCCAAGGCAAAUGCAAACAAAGUCCUCAGAGAGCUCCAGCCUGUGCUCAAACUUCCCAUUGUUUUCAGAAGAUGACCAUGAGAAAGAGGGCAAGGAAAAGACGGACACCUCAAAAGUUACAUCCUGGCAUUCUACAGUCAAGGAUAACGAUGCAGGUGCAAAAAAUGGAGGUGUCCUCCCAUCUCUGCCACCCGGUUCCAUCGUCACUGUGCCCCAGGCUCUGAAAAGAAAGGCACCACACAGCACCUGCCCAAAGGCCCUGGCUGUCUCCUCUGAGUCAUCUGCCUUCUCUGGGAAUGUUGAGGACCCUGGAGAGGGUGCCUGGAAGCCAGGCUCCACAGGUGCGGCAGCAUCCUCCAGUGCCCCUAACCUGAGGCUGCGGCGUUCACGCCGUUUGGCAAGCAAACCAAGGAAGCGGUGGGCGCCAGAGUUUAAGAAAAGACAGCCAAAACCUCAACCUUCAGUUGACUCAAAGGCUGUUAACCCCACCACCGCUAUGAAGAAGGAUGUCGCCAAGGAUAUGGGACAAGCGAUAAGCAUGGCUUUCCCACAGGAGCCACGUCCCAUUGAAAGAGGAAUGGUGGUCUGGUUUAAAUUUCAAAAUCACCCAUUUUGGCCAGCAGUGGUGAAGAGUGUCAGCCACACAGAGCAGACCGCAAGGGUGCUUUUGAUUGAUGCAAACAUGCUCCCUGAACGGAGCGGCAUUCGUGUGCCUCUUCGGAGAUUAAAGCAUCUAGAUUGUGAACAGAAAGAGAAACUAAUGAAGAGAGCCAGGAAAGUGUACGAGCAGAGUGUGAACUGGUGCUUCUCCCUGAUUUCCCACUACAGAGAAGGGCUGGGUCGUGGGUCUUUCGUGGGUUCUUUCUUGGACUACUAUGCUGCCGAUAUCAGCUACCCAAUUAGGAAAGCCAUCCAAGAGGGGGAUCUGGAGAUUGAUUUCCCAAAGGUGAAUUAUGCUGACCUGGAAGAUUCUGAGGAGGAGAGCUCUGUGGGUGGGAAGAGGCCCUGCAAGAAAAUUCUCCCUGACCGGAAGAAGGCUGCUCGGGACCGAGACAACCAGAAGCUCGUGGACUUCAUUGUGAAAAGAAAGGGGGCCGACUCCCAUCUUCUGGACAUCGUCAAAGGUAGGAAGCAGUCCAGGUGGCUGGUGUCAUUUCUGAAUUCAAGCAGGUAUGUGAUCUGCGUUGAGACAUACCUGGAGGAUGACGAUCAGUUGGAUGCCGUGGUAAGGCAUCUACAAGAGAUCUACAAGCAAAUAGACAAGAAUGCGCUGACUCUGACAAGAGACGACAAAGUGAGUUUUGUUCUGGAAGUCCUUCUGCCAGAAGCCAUCAUUUGUUCGAUUGCUGCACUUGAUGGGUUAGAUUACAAGAAGGCAGAAGAAAAGUACCUGCGAGGGCCACCUGUGCAUUACCGGGAAAAAGAACUGUUUGAUAAAAAUAUCUUAAAGAAAAUAAGAAAGAGACCGGCCAUCAGGAGCAAGGCUAAAUAA
Phyllostomus hastatus (greater spear-nosed bat) is the source of this 2013-nucleotide messenger RNA. It is a transcript of the gene PWWP4, whose product is annotated as PWWP domain containing 4. The coding region runs from base 1 to 2013 and encodes 670 amino acids. The transcript has a single exon. NCBI's taxonomy places the organism in Eukaryota, Metazoa, Chordata, Mammalia, Chiroptera, Phyllostomidae. The record is from RefSeq and is a predicted model, not a curated record.